AUGGUUGACGGAAUCCGUAUUGCAGCCGAUUCCAAGAGAGGAAAGUACUAUACUGUAAGAGUCCACUUUUCUCCUGUGUCCAUCAUCAUACUGGAUGAGACUAAGCAUCUGUUCGUGUUCGGUGCAAAGCUAUUUCUUAGCUGGCAAGCAUCCUGCUUGAAAUGGGACGAGAGUGAAUAUGAUGGCAUUGACACAGUUUACGUUAGUAACUUUCCCAUUCCAAACACGGCUAUCGCAAACGGAGUUGGAACACUGAAGCUGGACAAAAACAUCGACGUUAGACUGAGUUCAGACGGGUCGUGUGAAGCAGACUAUCUGGAGACAUUCACCACGAGCUGCAACGUGGACCCGUCCUUGUUCCCAUUUGACGAACAGGUUUGCGAACUGGUGCUCAUUUCUGACGGAUCAUUCACGCUAGUUGCCGACGAAGAAGUCGGCAUCAAACACGAGGUUUUCACGAACAGCAGCGAGUGGGAAGUCUUGAAGGUGACUGCCGAGACGCGGGAAUACGAAUCCCACGGCAUACAGCUUGCGUCAGCCGUGUUUAAAUUCCACCUCAAGCGACAGAGUACCUUCCAUGUCAUCACCGUCCUGUUUCCGAUGGCCCUACUCUCCUUCAUGAACACGUUUGCGUUUCUGUUGCCCUAUGCUUCUGGGGAAAAAAUGUCUUAUCUGGUGUCGAUAUUCGUCUCAUAUGCCAUGUUUCUGAAUUUCAUCUACGACUCCAUGCCGCAGUCGGGAACUGUCACCAGAAUGGCAAUUUAUCUCGUACUUAUACUUCUACAAAGCGGGCUGGCUAUUCUGUUCACAAUCAUACUCUUUGGAAUACGCUUAAAUUCAAAAGGACAAAAAGAACGAUUUGUCAGAAAAGUAGAAAUUAUACUGUUUGGUUUGUUCUUUAUAGUAGCCUCGCUUUCCUUGCUAGUGUUUUUCUAA
Gigantopelta aegis is the source of this 936-nucleotide messenger RNA. Its product is annotated as neuronal acetylcholine receptor subunit alpha-10-like. Gene Ontology annotation, molecular function: transmembrane signaling receptor activity; extracellular ligand-gated monoatomic ion channel activity; neurotransmitter receptor activity. Gene Ontology annotation, cellular component: synapse; neuron projection; membrane. Gene Ontology annotation, biological process: signal transduction; monoatomic ion transmembrane transport; regulation of membrane potential. The record is from RefSeq and is a predicted model, not a curated record. Bases 1 to 936 code for a protein of 311 amino acids. Lineage: Eukaryota; Metazoa; Mollusca; Gastropoda; Neomphalida; Peltospiridae. The transcript has a single exon.